AUGGCUUCUUGUAGCCGCUAUUGGACCAGAGCUGUUGGCCGCUCUGAAACCCCAAGCCGAGCAGCAAGUUUCGCGCUCCCUCCUCAAGAUUCGCUCGCCAUGGAGUCCUUAAAGAUUCCUCUUCCAUUGACUGUCCGAUUUACGACUUCUAUUCCAGAUCUGCUGCUGGACAUCACCGACCCAGAAGAAACGACUGUCGUUGCUUUAAAGCAUCUUAUCCGAUCGAAGCUCGACCCCCCGACAUCGAAACACCGAUUUCGAUUAAUACACAGCGGGAAGUUACUCAAAGAUGAUGACAUUGUAUCAGCAGUCUUGACGAUUCCUGCUCCUCCUCCGCCGCGGUCCGAUCCAAAAGGCAAAGGCAAAGCCGUCGAUCCCCCACCUCCGCGCGUCUACAUAAACUGUUCUAUCGGCGACGUCUUAACAUCUGCUGAGCUCUCCGCAGAGUCGUUCGCAGCAACUAUAUCCAUAAAUAAGUCUAAGAAUGCCGCAAAAAGCGACUCCAAAAAUGGAAGUCCAUCUGGACCGCAGACUACUACAACGCCUGCGCCUCGAGGCUUCGAUCGAUUGCUUUCUGGCGGAUUUACUCCCGCUGAAGUAAACCAGCUUCGGCUGCAGUUCCUAUCUAUACAGUCAUCCAUACAUACGCCGGAUACUAUGCCAUCACCUGAAACACUGCGACGCAUGGAAGAUGCAUGGAUAGACUCUAAUGGCAAUACAGGUGCUGAGGCCGCAAAUGGCGGAUUUGAUUUUGGAGACGAUGGCUUAGGUGGCGGUGCUCUGGACGACAUUUUGUGGGGAAACAUCAUGGGGUUUUUGUGGCCCUUAGGUUCCAUAGGAUGGAUUAUCCGGGAGGGAGGCGUGUGGUCAAGAAGAAGGCAAUUCGCCGUCUUUACUGGUUUUGUGCUCAGUCUUACCUUUGGUAUGUUGAGAGUUGUAUCGUAA
Molecule: messenger RNA, 945 nt
Organism: Lachnellula hyalina
Lineage: Eukaryota; Fungi; Ascomycota; Leotiomycetes; Helotiales; Lachnaceae
Gene: dsc3
Product: DSC E3 ubiquitin ligase complex subunit
Exons: 2
Coding region: 1-945 (314 amino acids)
Biological process (GO): protein processing
Cellular component (GO): Dsc E3 ubiquitin ligase complex; endoplasmic reticulum
Molecular function (GO): protein binding
Source: RefSeq, a predicted model, not a curated record